UCUCUCCCCCUUUCCCCUCCCCGCGGGUUCCUGGCAUCGCCAGAUGCUACGCAGCAGUCUCCGAUUCCCCAUCACUAAUUCAGCUGGGUAAGGUCCCCAUGAAGGCGCAGCCCGGCUUAGAAGUGCAGGGGCGAGGAGGCUGGGGAGUUCCUAUCUGGAUAGGCUCCAGCCUGGCUGGGGGCGGUCCCGGUGCCCGGUGAGGCGUCAGGCGAGGGAGCCUGAGCUGGGCAGCGCAGAGGGGAGGAGAGGAGAGGGAGGCGAGGGCGGGCUGCGAGACCCGCAGCGGCCAGGAGAGGGGCAGGGGGCGGCCUUUCUCCAGGAAUUUCCGGGGAUCGUGUUACAGCGUUCGCGCAGCCAGAGCGGAGUGGGACGCGAGGCCCUGCAGCCAGACUGGGCCCCUCGCCCCCUCCUCCAGCGGCCUGCGGGCCUUGGCAGCGCCGCCCCUGCGCACACUGACCCCGUGUGGCGGGGCCGCUCUGCGCCCCGGGCCGUUCUGUUAUGGUAGGGUCGCCUCAGUCCCGAGAUGACGUCGGGUCUCAGCGGCCCCGGGUUAUUGUAGGCACUGUCCGGCCCCGCGUAAUCGUAGGGUCUGCGCGGGCUCGGCCCCCAUCAGACGGGACUCCCCGUCCCCAAUUGGCGGCUGAGGAGUCUCCCCGCCCCAGAGUCAUCUUCGGGACGCCCAGGGCCCGAGUGAUUGUGGGCUCGCCCCGGCCCGGGGUGAUUGUUUCAUCUCCGUGGCCCGCGGUGGUCGUAGCGUCUCCGAGACCGCGGGCUCCUGUUGGGUCUCCGUGGCCCCGAGUUAUAGUCGGGACACCCCGGCCACGGGUGAUCGUCGGGUCUCCACGCGCUCGGGUCGCUGGCGCGGAUCUGGCCUCGGCUCCUUCUCAAGGCGCCCCGCAAGGCCGCAGGCAGGAUGAACAUUCUGGCUCCAGUGCGGAGGGACCGCGUCCUGGCGGAGCUGCCCCAGUGCCUGAGGAAGGAGGCCGCUUUGCACGUGCACAAAGACUUCCACCCUCGCGUCACCUGCGCCUGCCAGGAGCACCGGACAGGCACCGUGGGAUUUAAGAUCUCCAAGGUCAUUGUGGUGGGGGACCUGUCAGUGGGGAAGACUUGCCUCAUUAAUAGGUUCUGCAAAGACAUCUUUGAUAAGAAUUAUAAGGCCACCAUUGGAGUGGACUUCGAGAUGGAACGAUUUGAGGUGCUGGGCGUCCCCUUCAGUUUGCAGCUUUGGGAUACCGCUGGACAGGAGAGGUUCAAAUGCAUUGCAUCAACCUACUACCGAGGAGCUCAAGCCAUCAUCAUUGUCUUCAACCUGAAUGAUGUGGCAUCUCUGGAACAUACCAAACAGUGGCUGGCUGAUGCCCUGAAGGAGAAUGACCCUUCCAGUGUGCUUCUCUUCCUCGUAGGUUCCAAGAAGGACCUGAGUACCCCUGCUCAGUAUGCACUGAUGGAGAAAGACGCCCUCAAGGUGGCCCAGGAGAUGAAGGCUGAGUACUGGGCAGUCUCAUCUCUCACUGGUGAGAAUGUCCGAGAAUUCUUCUUCCGUGUGGCAGCACUGACCUUUGAGGCCAAUGUCCUGGCUGAGCUGGAGAAAUCAGGGGCCCGACGCAUUGGGGAUGUUGUCCGCAUCAGCAGUAAUGACAGCAACCUCUACCUAACUGCCGGCAAGAAGAAGCCCACAUGUUGCCCAUGAGAGGUUGAGGAGACUGUUCAGAGACUGCCCAGCCCUGGGGUACUGUGCCACCUUCAUUCCCCCAGAGCUUGACCCCUGGACAUUUGCACUGACUUUAUCCAGACCAAAGAGCUGCCUCUUGGUGGCAAUAUCCCCAGAGGGGUAGCUGGGACCAUGCUAGUCACUUCCUGCCCCCAGGCACCGUGCCAAAGACUGGAUGCCCCCUACUCCUCAGGGGACUCUUCAGGGUGCCCAGCAGUAGAGGGGGAAAGUGUCCCCUGUUCUUUUGCUCAGCCUGCUGAACGCUUUGUGUAUGAGAAUGCCUAAUGAUUCCAGCCUCUCACUGUGCCUUUAUGCAUUAAAAUUUCUUUCUUACGACA
This is a messenger RNA of Callithrix jacchus (white-tufted-ear marmoset), 2052 nucleotides long. Lineage: Eukaryota; Metazoa; Chordata; Mammalia; Primates; Cebidae. The record is from RefSeq and is a predicted model, not a curated record.